Galendromus occidentalis (western predatory mite) is the source of this 471-nucleotide messenger RNA. Its product is annotated as ankyrin repeat domain-containing protein 16-like. The coding region runs from base 1 to 471 and encodes 156 amino acids. The transcript is spliced from 3 exons. The record is from RefSeq and is a predicted model, not a curated record. Lineage: Eukaryota; Metazoa; Arthropoda; Arachnida; Mesostigmata; Phytoseiidae. Gene Ontology annotation, molecular function: protein binding.
AUGCCUCAAGAGCCUCCGUCUUUGGAAAGCCUGCGCAAGAAGCUCUUCAAUGCAGCGAAAUCGGGCGACGCGUCGGUGAUAAUCACCUCGAAGGGACAGGAUCGGAGCGCAUUGCUUCAUCCAGCGUCCUCGGACACCGUCCUGCACGUCGCCGCUCGUUACGGGCACCUUGACGUCAUAAGAGCUCUUUUGGAAAAUUUGAAUUUGGAUUAUCUUCUGACUGCCGUCAAUCAGGAUGGAAAAUGUGCUCUCCACGAAGCCGCACAGAACAAACACGUUCCGGUGGCUCGGUAUCUCAUACAGAAGGGUACAGCGGUCGACGUUCUGAAAAGAGCUGAUUGGACCCCCCUCAUGCUCGCCUGUACCCGAGAUCGCAACACAGAAAUGUUGAAUCUUCUCCUGGGUGAGGGAGCUCAGCCAUGCCUGCGGAACAAAGACGGCUGGACCGCGCUCCACAUUGCCGCGAGGUGA